Molecule: messenger RNA, 1439 nt
Organism: Clarias gariepinus (North African catfish)
Lineage: Eukaryota; Metazoa; Chordata; Actinopteri; Siluriformes; Clariidae
Product: spermatogenesis-associated protein 22
Exons: 8
Coding region: 183-1262 (359 amino acids)
Biological process (GO): regulation of meiotic cell cycle; meiotic DNA repair synthesis; gamete generation
Source: RefSeq, a predicted model, not a curated record
UUUGGCGAUGUAGUUAGCUCGUCGCGCUACUAAAACAGUUAAAACAAGUAAUUUGCGGUUUAUUCGCGGUUUAAUGUGUAUCCGCGGUCCUUUCCUCUAAAAAAACGGUGUGUUAUCGAGACUGUACAAAAUUCUACAUUUAUACACUUCGAAGUACACUUCUACACACUUUUAUUACUGUCAUGAGGAGAAACGAAAAUCAACCAAGAACAACGGCAGGCUGUCUGUCUGUUCCACUGUUUAACCAAAAAAAGCGGAGCAGAUUGCCACUGACGUCCAAUCCCUCUGAGAGCGAAGUGUUCUCUGGAUACGAGAACAGAGACAUGCUGAGCUUCACUUCAGCCAUCCAUCCAUCCACAGACAUGGGGAGUGGUCAGCCGUCAAUGAAUCGAGCGCCUCUGGCGCAGAUAAGUCAGUGGAACCAGCAAACCAUCCCACCAACUCAACAAAGCAAAUUGUGGCCCACUGCUUCAACAGGGAGAGGAUACACACCUAUACUUCACGCACAGAAGCGUACCUAUGCUUGGUCCCAGACAGGGCCACAGAGACCUCCAGGCAGACAGGAUCCCAUGGCAACAACCCCAGGUUUCAAGCAAGAUGACUUUCUGAGUGGGAGUUCAACCGCUCAAAUCCAAAAUAAAACUCUGGCUGCCAGGCAACCCGUGAAGCAGCAGUCAUUUAGUCGAAACGUCAAUCCACCCAGAGGUUCUUUCGCCCCUUCAGCUCCCGCAGCAUGCAGUCAGAGACCAGCGGCUCAGACUCAGAGCUCCCAGUGGAAGAUCAAAUCUGGUGGACUUGGGAGGGGAAUGUGGGUUGAGGACACUUUUAAUACUUCACAAAACAAAAGCCGUGUACAGCAGCAGGAAAAAGCAACGCCCAGGAAAUCUCUGCGAAUUCUCACCGCUGUUAUAGAGGGCAUGAAGCACUGGAGCCAGUUCAAGGACAAAGUUCCUAUGAUGUUUGAGAUUUUUGCCACUCUCGAUUCUGCAGUUACUGUAGGAAAAUUUGGUGCCAAGAGCUUCUUAAUGAGGGACAGAAACGAUGCAGUGCCAUGUGUGUACUAUGAAAACGAUCAGGUACUGCCCAGGCUAAUCCGAGGUCAGGUGCAUCGCUGCGUAGGGAAUUACGACCGACAGAAAAAUGUUUUUACCUGCGUGUCAGUGCGGGCUGCGUCGCUGUCAGAGCAGAGAAAUGCUCAAGAAGCCGUGAGAGCAUCAGAUGCCGAGAUGAGAAGCGAGGUCCUGAUGCUUUCUGAAAUGUGAUGGAAUACAUGCAGAGCAGGAAAGUUUUAUAGUUUCAAAGGUGUUUCAUUUUUACUAAAUUUUUGUUCAGAACCAUAAUUGUACAAAGCAGUGUUGAUAAACCAGUUUUACCAUUAAAUUAAUGGCUUUUCUUUCCAGUUUGAACAUUUUGUUCUUCUUCUGUUAUCAGUUUAACAU